GGGAGAUUCACGCACAUUCCGGUAGAUUUUCCAGUUUCUGGGGAAGUCAAAAUUUCUAGGGUUUUCGAUUUUGUUUUCUUCCAAAUGUUCUCGAAUCAGUUUGUUCUCUUCUUCUCUCUUCUUCUAUGUCUCCCAUUCGUCUUCUUCUUUGUAGCGCCUCAUGUUUUCCCUUCUCCUCCUGGUGAAUCUUUGAUCCCAAUCUCCGAUGAGAUUGAUGACCGGAGUUUAUUCAUCGCCGCUGCUGGGUCAACCUCUCUUUCCCAUCUUUCAUCUGGAAACCCUAACCCUAAGCUCAAGAUUGCUUUUUUAUUCCUCACCAACUCCGAUCUCCAUUUCGCGCCAAUCUGGGAUCGGUUCUUCUCUGGACAUUCUAAAUCGCUCUACAACGUCUAUGUCCACGCAGAUCCUUUUGUCAAUGUCACAAGACCUGGGAAUGGCUCUGUGUUUGAGAAUGCCUUCAUUGCAAACGCUAAACGCACCGCAAGAGCUUCUCCGACUCUUAUCUCCGCCACGCGGCGCCUCCUCGCCACCGCUUUCCUCGACGACCCUGCGAACACUUACUUCGCUGUGCUGUCUCAGUAUUGCAUUCCUCUCCACUCGUUCAACUAUGUUUAUAGCUCUCUCUUUGAAUCCUCCACUUUUGAUAAAUCUGAUCCGGAUCCAACUCCGAAUCCGAGAGGUAUUCGAAUCUUGUAUCGGAGUUUUAUGGAACUGAUAUCCGAUGAGCCGAGGCUGUGGAAACGGUACACUGCUAGGGGAAGGUAUGCUAUGAUGCCUGAGGUUCCGUUUGAGAAAUUCCGAGUUGGUUCACAGUUCUUUGUUAUGACCAGAAGACAUGCUUUGCUAACUAUCAAAGAUCGGAUCUUGUGGCGUAAAUUCAAGCUCCCGUGUUAUCGUCCUGAUGAGUGUUACCCGGAGGAGCAUUAUUUCCCGACGCUGUUGAACAUGAAGGAUCCAGAUGGGUGCACUGGUUAUACCCUGACCCGGGUCAACUGGACUGGCACUGUGAAAGGACAUCCUUACACCUACAAACCAAAGGAAGUCGUGCCCGAGUUGAUCCAGAGACUCCGGCAAUCAAAUCACUCUAGCUCCUACUUUUUCGCCCGUAAAUUUACUCCAGCUUGCCUGAAGCCGCUGUUGGCCAUUGCAGAUUCUGUGAUUUUCAGAGAUUAAGUUAUGCAGGGUGAGAAAACAAAAGUUUUGGUGAGCAGAGGAGGUUUUAUGUAUGGUUUGAAGAACAAAUGCCACUUUCAGGAUUAAGAAGGGGCAAAUCGAAACGAUGUUAGGAGGCUUUGAGGCUUGAAAUAAAUAAACCAGCUUUAG
Arabidopsis arenosa is the source of this 1323-nucleotide messenger RNA. NCBI's taxonomy places the organism in Eukaryota, Viridiplantae, Streptophyta, Magnoliopsida, Brassicales, Brassicaceae. The record is from the annotation of a GenBank genome assembly.